Molecule: messenger RNA, 2298 nt
Organism: Morchella importuna
Lineage: Eukaryota; Fungi; Ascomycota; Pezizomycetes; Pezizales; Morchellaceae
Exons: 4
Coding region: 1-2298 (765 amino acids)
Biological process (GO): chromatin remodeling; regulation of DNA-templated transcription
Cellular component (GO): nucleus; chromatin
Source: RefSeq, a predicted model, not a curated record
AUGGCGAUGGACUUGGAUGUUAAUGGAACGGUCAAGCAAUCUACUACAUCCUCUUCUAUACCAGAAUUUGCCCCAUCUUCGCCGAAAGAUGAACCUAUCGCCAAUGAUGAUCGCGACCCGUUAGUGAAUGGCAAUAGUACAGCGAAAAAAAUAAACGCACCCCCAUCGCCACCAAUUCCAACUCCUCCACUACACCAAACAGAUAGCUCACAGGAACUUUCUGAUUUACAUAUAACCUCGCCAGCAGGCGGCGCACCAUCAAUGUCGUUUCAUGGGAAUGGACAGACUAACGUAGAAGAGGGACAAAAAAUACGCGACAAGGCUAUUGUAGAAGAUUUGCGGAAGGAAACGAAAAUUCCCGAACGGACAAACGGGGCCCCUAGUGACAGGUCGAAGCCAUCAACUCAUGUAUCAACAGCCGACCAUGCGAUGACUGAUGCGCCUUCAGUAAAGACAUCAAGAGAGAGGGAGGACGAUGACAACGUGGGGCCUCCAUUGAAGCGGGCGAAAACGGAAGAGAUGGAUAGCUCAUCAUCCUCAGCCGAGGCGCCGCUAUACCAUUCCACCGAUCCAAUCACGCCGUCACAGAUUAAGUUUGUAUUAGGUGUUAUUCGAAGUCUUAGACGGACCAAGGACGCCCGCCCUUUUACAAUGCCAGUUGAUGCCGAGAGACUUAAUGUGCCUACAUACUACGAGAUCGUCACAAACCCUAUGGAUCUCCAAACGAUGGAAAAGAAGUUACAAAAUAACGAGUACAAGACUCCGCGAGCAAUCGUGGACGAUUUUAAUCUGAUUCUUUCAAACUGUGUCCUAUUCAACAGUAAUGAACACCCUGUUACCGACAUGUCGAAGAGCAUGCAGGCUUCUUGGGAGAAACAUAUGAAAGGGUUUCCAGCAGCGAAUGCACCUGAAGUUGUGGAAAAGAGUGCGCCAAAGCCUAGUAAGAAGAAGGGUGGAUCGUCGCGGCCAUCGGCUGCGAAAGCUCCUAAAUCGUCACAAGUUAAGAAGGAGGCAAAAACAGUUGCGCAAUCGCCUAUAGCUGCCUCCCCUACUUUUGGUCUCCAGCCGUCUGGAAUUCCGCAAAUUCGUCGUGACUCAACAGCUGGCGAUGGCAGGCCAAAGAGAGAAAUUCACCCUCCGGCUCCCAAGGAUUUACCGUAUUCAGAUGUAAAACCGAGACGCAAGAAGAAUGCUUCCGAACUGAAAUUCUGCGAUAUGGUCAUUAAAGAGCUACACAAAAAAAUCCAUGAACCCUAUGCGUUCCCAUUUUAUUCACCGGUGGACCCAGUGGCUCUUAAUAUCCCCGAGUACUUCAAAAUCAUCAAGAAGCCCAUGGAUCUUGGUACUAUCCAGUCCAAACUCAAGACGAAUCAGUAUGAGACUGGGAAUGAUUUCGAGGCGGAUUUGCGCUUGAUGUUCAGGAAUUGCUACAAGUUUAAUCCUCCGAAUCAAGCUGUGCAUCAGAUGGGUAAACGCCUGGAGGGUAUAUUCGACGAAAAAUGGUCCGAUCGAGCCAAAUAUGUCAGGGACAACCCGGGUAGCCAUUCUCCCGCUUCCGCCUCGCCACCACCUGAAGACCACGAUGAGGAUGAGAUGAGCGAAGAGGAGGAGCCUAAUCAGCCCGAUAUUAAGGCUUUGGAGCAGCAACUCGAAAUGAUGAAGGAUCAACUUUCUUCACUCAAACGACAAAACAAGAAAACACCACCUGUUUCAUCAAAUUCCAAAAAAGGCAAAGCUGGACCUUCUAGAAAGAACUCCACAGCCGCCGCUCCAGCACCACCAGCAAAGAAGGUUAAGAGAUCUGGUAGUAAGAAGGAUGUACCUCGCAUCACCUUGGAGCAGAAGACCGAGCUAUCCGAAAGGAUCAAUUUCUUGCCAUCGGGUAAGAUGGCAUAUGCGCUCAACAUGAUCAGGCAGAAUAUGCCCGAGAUUGACAAGGGUCAAAAUGACGAAAUCGAGCUAGAUAUAGAUGAGCUAGACCCUCAAACUUUAUACAAGCUCUAUGUUUAUGUAUCAAAGUAUACACCAGCUCUUGAAGCCAAAUACGUCCCGCCACCACCACCACCUCGUCCAGCCCAGGAAUCGAAGGCCAAGACUAAGGCGCCCUCAAAGCCGCGGAAGAACAAGCCGAUGUCUGCGAGUGAACAGGAGGCCAAGAUCAAGGAUCUCACAGCCAGACUUCAUGAUUUCGACAACCCAACGCCUUUGCCCACUUCUGCCCAAGCUGCUCCCGAAAAUGCGGAUAGUGAAUCCAGUGAUGACGACGAGAGCUCGGGGUCAGAAAGCGAGGAAGAAUAG